This is a messenger RNA of Guillardia theta CCMP2712, 3423 nucleotides long. RefSeq lists its product as hypothetical. Lineage: Eukaryota; Cryptophyceae; Pyrenomonadales; Geminigeraceae. The record is from RefSeq and is a predicted model, not a curated record. Bases 1 to 3423 code for a protein of 1140 amino acids. The transcript is spliced from 5 exons.
AUGGAAUCAGACCGCCUGCGGAAAUCGGCUCUAGAAUCCAGGAAGCCAUGGACCCCCAGCGGAGCGCACAAGUACUGGGCCGACGCUAAUGCUCUUGAGUUGAGAGCAUCGUCAACACAUCGGCCAUGGUCGGCGGUUCAGGCUCGUGUGGACACCAGGCGAGCUUUCGAGAAGAAGCUGAACUUCUCCGAGGAGGAGAUCCUGGAAAAUUCUCGGCCUGAGAUCAAGGUGAAGGACAAGUCUGAGCUGAAAACUUUCGGUCGGCGAAAAUGGAGGGGGGUGGCGAGUCUUUUCCGCUUCUCCUACAGGUCGCAAACCCUGAACCGGACAAGGCGGAUGAUUCUGCAAGGGGUCAAGGAGAAGGCUGUGGGGCAGAUCCCAGUGUUUGCGGGGCUAGGAACGUUCACAAUCCGCUCUCUCUCGCUGACUUCGCUCAAGGGAAUGGGAAUGCAUGCAGAGGUGAAGCGGAUUUACAUGCAGAACAACCUCCUCACGUCGUUCGAGGGCUGGGAGUUCCAGCCCUCCUUGGAGGAGCUGCAUGCUGAAGAGAACUUCCUCGAGAGCUUUCGCGGCGUCUGUGAGCAGCCGAAGCUCGAGAGCAUCUGGUUGCAAGGAAAUCCAAUCACAAGAUGCUACUGCUACCGCGUCAUGGCGAUCUGUGCGUUUGGCAAGAGCCUUCGGUACAUCGACGGGCAGGCUGUGAAGAAGGAGGAGGCAGAGAAGGCGCAGGCCCUUGGAGCGAUGGCUGCGGAGGCCGUACGUGACGGAUGGCUGGUAGACACUGCACCCAAUCCUGACGCGGAGUUCGACCUCAGCUUCGAGGAGUAUAGGGAUUUCCGCAAGUUCGCUACUCCCCUGGUGACGUGGGCAGCGGAAGACAGUGACAACGAAAGAGAGAUGGCAGAUGUCAGCAGACAAUCGUUGAGAUCCUCUCGCUCACAACCUCGCAAGCUCGGAAGGAGUCAAGACUUGUUGCCCCCCAGUCGCCAUUCUGCCUCCCUGCACGGGAGCCGUUUAUUGGACCAGUCCGGGUCCGACGACGAGUCGCUUCACAGCGAAGACCUACAAGGGGAGAGGAAGCGAGUGAAUGUAGCUCGUCUCCUCCAGGUGUUGACGUCGAAGAGCAAGAUGCUGGAGGAGCAGCUGGGGGAGCAGCUGAAGAGUCAGGUGGAGACGUUGGACAGCAUCAGGAGGAAGCCUAGCCAAGGGAAGACUCUCGAGGUAGAGGAAGACGUAGAGGAGGACGAAGGUCUUGUGCGAGGAAACGGUUUCACAACUCCUGAGAGGAAUCGAGUUCGCGAGGAUGAAUCUCCUCCCGGGAGUGGGUCGGCCCUGAAGAGAAAGGUGGAAGCAAGGAGAAAGCAGGAGGGUUCGGACGGCCUGUCUUCGAUGCUCAAGGAAUGGUCGUCGCUGAAAAGCUCGAAGAGCUCCCUGAAGUCUUGCCUGGUGGUGGAGAAGAGCCCAGUAGAGGACUGGAAGGACGGGAGGAGGAAGCAGCGGAACAGGCUCAGCUGGAGUCAGAGUCCCACAGCGAGGCAGCCGGAGGCCGCAAGAGAAAGUUCUUGGCUGGAGGAGGAAGCAGAGUCGAAGCUGCGCAGCAAGAUCUUCACUCACGGGAUUGCUCCUCGCACGUCAAGAGGAUUGCAGAGGACGGUGAUGGAGAUCUGGAGCCGCGUCCUCCUACUGAAGCAGCGGGACGAGGCGACCAGCAAGGCAAGGGACAAGAAAACCCGGACGAUGAAGAGCCAGCAGCAUGAUGAAAGAGAUCCUUCUCCGCCGUCAUCUCCUCGGUCCGGAUCUGAGAGGCGACAAGGAGAAGGUGGUAAAGAGGAGCGGCAUGAAGGUAGGAGGCUGGAAGCUGAGAACGCUUUACCGAAUGCUGGAUCGUCUUCAGAUGAGAAACAGCAGGAGGGCACGGAGAAGAGAAAAGGGGAAAAGCGGGAAGAUGCCACGUCAUCGCGACCGCUGGAGGCGAUUGAAGAGCCGAGGAGAGAGAAGUCAGUCCAAGCUCGUCGACGAGAGAUUGAGGAGAGGCUGCGUGCGAAGCUCGAUUCGAACCGCAAGGGAGGAGAGCGAAAUGGAGAGCUGGGGGUCGAAACCUCGUUCGAUGCUGGCGGGUCGAAGGAUGAGGAGAAUGGAGUGCAGGCAUUGGUGUCGAUGCCGAGGCAAGGAGAUGAUCGUUCCGUGGAGAAGCAACUUGCCCAGCAUGCAAAGAAUGAGGAAGCGAAGAUGAAGGAGGGGCGGGUCGACGAGGGACGCGAGUCCGACGGGGAAGGGUCAUGGAGGUCGGGAGAGGAGAGUGGAGGGGAAGAUGAGGAGCAUCUGCGGAUGCUCUAUGAUCGCGAGGACAGACAACGCAGGGAAGAGGAGAAUGAUGCGCACAGACAGCGAGAAGUGGAGGCGGAGAGGGCGAGGAAAGCUCGGGAGGAGGAGGAGAGGGCGAGAAGGGCUCGGGAGGAGGAGGAGAGGGCGAGGAAAGCUCGGGAGGAGGAGGAGAGGGCGAGAAGGGCUCGGGAAGAGUCAGCGAGACCGAUGAGCCUCAAGUCCUUGGCGUACGAAGGAGGAGGAUGGCAACAGCGUCCUACCGACGAUCUAGUCAGCAGCGGUGGGAGGGACAGGAGAGCUGGAGGGGGGGAAGAGCGCGACUUGGAUCGAUCUGUCCCCCAGCUGAACACUUUCUUCUCGGACUUGGACAAACAGACAGACAAAGUGAAUGGAGGCCAGGAAGAGGAGGAAGAGGAGGAGGAGGACGUUGUGCGAAAGUCAGGGAAGAAGAAGAAGAGGAAGGAGAAGCUGGAGGAGGAUGGGCAGCCCGUGCUGCUCACCAACUGCGAGGUUAGAGGAGAGCUCAAGGUAGGCAGCAAGAUCGUCGCGUUCGCGAAGAGGGCGAGGAAAGUGAACCUGGUGUGCUCGUUCCAGUGGUACCGCGUGCGGGCAGAUGGUGGGGAGACACUGCUGGCAGGACAGACCAAGGCGUCCUACGUGGUGGUGGAGGAGGACGCGGAGCAUCGUCUCAAGGUAGUGACGUCACCAGUUGUGAAGGAGACGGGCGAGCAGGGAGUCGUGGUCUCCGCUGUCACUUCCAGCACUGUGGCUCCUUCCUCAAGGGAGGAGGAGGAGGAGCAGCAGCAGCCAGAGGAGGAGGAGGAGGAGGGAGGAGGGAGAAGGGAGGUCGAGCAGGGCGAUGGGGAGCCGAAGAUCGUGAGCUGGGAGUUGAGCAUGAACAAGUGGCAGCAGUACGUCGAGCCGAUUCAGAUCACCUACGUGUACGAGGGAGGACGAGAAGGUACGACGAGGAUCCGCUGGUUCAGGGAGGUGGAUGGGAAGGAAGGGUGCGGGGAGAAGGAGGAGGACUUUGAAGCCAUCGAGUUCAGCCAAGGGUCCACGUCCUAUCAGCCCAGUGUGGAUGAUGUGAACAGGUAG